Triplophysa rosa is the source of this 1711-nucleotide messenger RNA. It is a transcript of the gene yeats4, whose product is annotated as YEATS domain containing 4. Lineage: Eukaryota; Metazoa; Chordata; Actinopteri; Cypriniformes; Nemacheilidae. Bases 166 to 846 code for a protein of 226 amino acids. The record is from RefSeq and is a predicted model, not a curated record. The transcript is spliced from 7 exons. Gene Ontology annotation, biological process: regulation of DNA-templated transcription.
GUUAGCGCACACCGAAUGCUAACUUCAUGCGUGCUACAUUCAGAGGCUUUUAUAAAGAACACGCAUUUACUGAAUGGCAAAUGGAAACAGUAAUUCAGUUCGGUUCAAAGCUGUACUCAUUUUAUAGACGACAAUAGGAACAUAACGUUUUACUCUCUGUAUACUAUGUUUAAGAGGAUGGCUGAAUUUGGUCCAGAUUCGGGGGGAAGGAUGAAGGGGGUGACUAUCGUGAAACCGAUCGUGUUCGGGAACGUUGCACGAUAUUUUGGCAAAAAAAGAGAAGAAGAUGGUCACACUCAUCAAUGGACUGUUUACGUCAAACCAUACAGAAACGAGGACAUGUCAGCUUAUGUCAAAAAAAUACAAUUUAAACUGCAUGAAAGUUAUGGGAACCCUUUAAGAGUGGUUACAAAGCCACCUUAUGAGAUUACAGAGACUGGCUGGGGAGAGUUUGAGAUCAUUAUAAAGAUCUUCUUCACUGAUCCAAAUGAAAGACCAGUCACUCUGUAUCAUCUUCUGAAGCUUUUCCAGUCAGACUCAAGUGCCAUGCCAAAGAAGACUGUUGUAUCCGAGUUCUAUGAUGAGAUGAUAUUUCAAGACCCUACAGCCAUGAUGCAACAGCUUCUAAACACCACCAGACAGUUGACGCUAGGGGCUUACAAACACGAGACGGAGUUUGCAGAGCUGGAAUUACGAACACGAGAAAAACUGGAAGCGGCGAAGAAAAAUACAAGCCAGGAGAUCACCGAGCUUAAGGAACGAUUGAAAGCCUCCAGAGAAAACAUUAACUUCCUCAAAGGAGAGAUACGCAGACUGGAGGAGGAUGACCACCUUAAAGAACAUUAAGAACUUUUACAACAUCGGAUUACAUCUGUCCUACAGCGCAUGAAUGUGGACAUUGAACAUUAAACACCCUUCAUCUCUUUGGGUUUCGUUAUGCUUUGUAGAGAAAAAAAAAGAAUAAUACAUAAAGUAGUGAACAACUGUGUUGUUAAUGUUUUAUGAUUGCCUUUUGAAUCUUUGUGGAGGUAACAUUUUAUAUAAAUAUUUUUUUUUACAGAAGUUCAUCUUGCUUUUCUUGUCUCCAGUUAUGAGAAUGAACUAAUAUGUUUGUGUAUUCAAUAUUUUUAUGCUUGAAUGGGCAAAAUCAUAAAUUAUUUAAAUUUACAAGUGAUUACUUUACGCAGUGUAUUCAACUAAAUGGUAAAGGAAUGAUAUUUGCAAAUUGCGACAGCCAUCGCUGCAACAAUUAAAGGUGCUAUGCUUUGAACCUCCACGAGAGGUCAGUAAAACAGUACAGUCAUUAUUUUCUCAUUUAAUAACACCAAAAAACAACAACAUAAAGGGUGAAUUGUAAACCAAGACAUAAAAACACAAUACCGCCUGAAUAAUGAACAGAUGCACAAGUUUAUCUAGCUCUCAAUGGGGGUUACCACUAUUGUUCUUGCCUGUUGUUUUUUGUAAGGAACAAGGUCCUAAAUGUUUUGGUUAUUGUAGAGAGACUAAAGUGCAUUUGAGGUAUGGUACGGUAUAGUAUUAAAAUACUAUAGUUUAACUAGGGUUACUGUAGUAAAACCAUGGUUACGUUUCUCCCCCCCCUCUCUCUCUCUCUCUCUCUCUCUCUCUCUAAUGUUUAAUAUAAUACCACAAUGUGAUUUGUGUGGGGUAUUAUGUAGUGUUUGUUUCCAGAUGGUUUAAUAAAGUGUGUUAA